Messenger RNA from Ceratitis capitata (Mediterranean fruit fly), 5720 nucleotides. RefSeq names its product protein son of sevenless (gene Sos). Gene Ontology annotation, cellular component: nucleosome; plasma membrane. NCBI's taxonomy places the organism in Eukaryota, Metazoa, Arthropoda, Insecta, Diptera, Tephritidae. Gene Ontology annotation, biological process: positive regulation of GTPase activity; Ras protein signal transduction. The transcript has 13 exons. Gene Ontology annotation, molecular function: protein heterodimerization activity; structural constituent of chromatin; DNA binding. The coding region runs from base 477 to 5594 and encodes 1705 amino acids. The record is from RefSeq and is a predicted model, not a curated record.
GAGACUGUCACAAUUAUUGCGGACUCGUUUUGUAAAGAUUUAAUUUUCGUAUACAUAGUCAUUGUGGCGUGAAAAGAGAAAAAUAAUAAAAGUGCAAUUGGAAAUUUAUAGAAAUAUUGUGCUAUUGGUUAGAAACAGAAACGCUAAUGUUUUUCAACGUGUAUUUAAGAGAAAAGUGUAUUACGAUUAGUAUACUGAGUAUAAAGGGCAUCCAAUAAUAAUUAGCCCUUAUAUAUAUACAUACAUACAAAAAUACUUUGUGCAGUACCACAAUCAAUCGAGCCCUAAUCAAAAUUUCGGGGAUAAACAAUUUAAAAGAAAAAAAUUAGAUGCAAUGGCGAUCAGUGCAAAAAGGCUAUCUCCUGUUUGAUAUGUAAAUUAAACCUAAUUUACAUUUGUAACGGGGUAAAACAAAAGCAAACAGUGUAGGUUGCGGAGGGUGUUAGUGGUGUUAGUUGUUCGAUUAGAACAUAGAAAUGUUCUCUUCUCAACAUGCCUGUAGCAGCAACUGCGACGAUGAUGGUUACGAUUUCACUAAAAGUGAAAAUGCAGGGCGCUGGAAGGGUUUAUUUAUACCGUCCCUGAGAAAGGUGUUGGAACAAGUGCACCCACGCUUAUCAGCCAAAGAAGAUGCACUUCUGUUUGUGGAAACACUAUGUUUGCGCAUUUUAGCAAUGUUAUGCGCUAAGCCACUGCCCCACACAGUACAGGACGUGGAAGAAAAAGCGAAGAAAUCAUUUCCAUAUCCAAUAGAUCAAUGGGCAUUAAAUGAAGCCAGAGAGACAGUUGCUUCCAAGAAAAAGAAAUGUGUGCUACCAACUGAUAGAGUACAUAGCAUGCUGCAAAAGGAUGUGCUUCAGUAUAAAAUUGACAGCAAUGUUUCUGUAUUCCUCGUUGCAAUAUUGGAGUAUAUAUCGGCAGAUAUACUAAACUUGGCCGGUAAUUAUGUACGUAAAAUCAAACAUUUGGAAAUAACAAAGGAAGACAUUGAAGUAGCGAUGUGUGCUGAUAAGGUGUUAACUGACAUGUUUUCCCAAAAUGAAAUGAAAUCAAGCACCUUAGCAAUUACACUACCAACACUUCCAGCGCAACGCGCUAGUACAACGUAUGAGGAAGUUGUAAAGGAUCUCAUUAAUGAUGAAAAACAAUACCAACGUGAUUUGCAUAUGAUAAUACGGGUUUUCCGCGAAGAGCUAGCUAAGAUUGUGCGCGAUCCCAAAGAAUUGGAGCCGAUAUUUUCCAAUAUAAUGGAUAUUUAUGAAGUAACCGUUACUUUACUCGGUUCAUUGGAAGAUGUUAUAGAGAUGUCUCAAGAACAGGCUACACCCUGUGUUGGCAGUUGUUUUGAAGAACUAGCUGAAGGCGAAGAACUACAUGUUUAUUCAAAAUAUGCUAACGAAGUUACAUCACCCAAAUCCAAAGAAGCACUUCAAACUCUCUUAGCCAGAACAGAUGCAAAAUCACUAAUGUCAGCUGGCCAUGGAUUUCGUGAUGCUGUUAAGUAUUAUCUUCCUAAAUUACUUUUAGUACCAGUAUCGCAUGCAUUUGUGUACUUCGAUUACAUAAACGUACUGAGAGAGCUAAGUCGUUCAGAGGAUGAUAUUGAGAGCUUCAAACAAGUACAAGGCUUGUUAUGUCCUUUACAAAGUGAACUGGAAAGCAUAUUAGGCAGUCUACCUAAAGAAACUCAUGUGCCAUUGAGUAGUCGUGCUCGUCGCCAAUUAGCUAUUGAACGUACGAGGGAGCUACAAACUUCUGUUGAACAUUGGGAUAAGGAUGUUGGACAAAAUUGCAAUGAAUUUAUUAGAGAUGAUUUUCUUGGAAAAUUGGGUUCCGGAAAGCGCGUUGCUGAACGUAAAGUGUAUUUAUUCGAUGGACUUAUGGUACUCUGUAAAGCGAAUACAAAACGCCAAGUGACCUCAAAUGGCCAACCAUGUUUUGACUAUCGUGUUAAGGAAAAAUUUUUUAUGCGACGUGUAGAAAUCAAUGAUCGCGCUGAUACGGAUGAGUUAAAGCAUUCAUUUGAAAUAGCGCCUCGCGAGCAACCACCAGUUAUACUCAUUGCACGGAAUGCUCAACAUAAAAACGAUUGGAUGGCUGAUCUAAUAAUGGUCAAUACAAAAUCCAUGUUAGAUCGUAUACUUGAUAGUAUAUUAUUGGAUAUUGAAAAGAAACAUCCUUUACGGAUGCCGAGUCCGGAUUUAUACAAAUUUGCUGAGCCGGACAGUCCUGAGAAUAUCGUAUUGGAGGAGCGUGAAAGUGCCGGUGUGCCACAAAUAAAGGGCGCCACGCUGUACAAAUUAAUCGAAAGAUUAACCUAUCACAUUUAUGCCGAUCCGAUGUUUGUGCGCACAUUCCUAACAACAUAUCGCUAUUUCUGCACACCACGUAAUUUGUUAACAUUGUUGAUUGAGAGAUUUAAUAUACCCGAUCCCAGUUUGGUGUAUCAGGAUAAUGCACAAGGUGUUGAUAAGGAUGCAUUGAAUUGUGAUACUGAUAAAUUGCAUAAAAAUUCUCAACGCGAAGACUGGAAACGUUAUCGUAAAGAAUAUGUUCAGCCGGUGCAGUUUCGUGUAUUGAAUGUGUUGCGUCAUUGGGUGGAUCAUCACUUUUAUGACUUUGAGAAGGAUCCUACUUUGCUAGAGGAGUUGGAAAAAUUUUUGGGCAUGGUAAAUGGCAAGUCCAUGCGCAAAUGGGUGGAUUCCGUUUUGAAAAUCGUUCAACGAAAGGUAAGUUUUUUCUUUGAAUACCAACAUUUUUUCCAUAUUUUGAAAAAUUUUCAAUUUUCUAACCGUUUAAUAACUUCACAGAACGAUCAAGAACAAAGCCACAAACCAAUUACUUUUGCUUAUGGUAACAGUCCGCCACCAAUUGAGCAUCAUCUCAAUGUUCCUGAAUCAGAAAUUACCUUAUUAACAUUGCAUCCUUUGGAAUUAGCGCGUCAGUUGACUUUACUUGAAUUUGAAUUGUACAAAAAUGUUAAACCAUCGGAGUUAGUCGGCUCGCCAUGGACAAAAAAAGACAAAGACGUAAAAAGUCCGAAUUUAUUGAAAAUCAUGAAGCAUACUACAAAUGUGACACGUUGGAUUGAGAAAUCCAUAAUAGAUGCGGAAAAUUUUGAAGAACGUGUUGCCGCUGUGGCGCGUGCCAUUGAAGUGAUGAUGGUGAUGCUCGAAUUGAAUAAUUUUAAUGGUAUACUUUCAAUCACAGCUGCUAUGGGCAGCGCUUCGGUGUAUCGUUUAAAGUUAACAUUUCAAGGUUUACCAGCACGCUAUGAAAAAUUUCUAGAAGAAUGCUGGGAGCCAAAUGAUGGCCGCUUAAAAAAGUAUCAGGAACGUUUACGCUCAAUAAAUCCGCCAUGUGUGCCAUUUUUCGGACGGUAUUUAACAAAUAUUCUACAUUUGGAAGAAGGCAAUCCAGAUUUUUUGCCAAACACAGAGCUUAUAAAUUUCUCCAAACGUCGGAAAGUAUCCGAAAUAAUUGGAGAGAUAUUGCUUUAUCAAAAUCAACCGUAUUGUCUGUCAGUUGAUACAAAAAUAAGGAAUUUCCUAGAAAAUCUUGACCCCUUUAAAGGUAUGAUCGACACAGAAAUUUCAAAUUAUUUGUAUAACGAAAGUCUACGCAUUGAACCUAGAGGUUGCAAGCAGGCGCCAAAAUUUCCGCGCAAAUGGGCCUCAAUCACGCUGAAAUCACCGGGUAUUAAACCGCGACGACAAAAUAAUACUAGCCACAAUAACAGUGCUGGUGGCAGUGGCGUGAGUGGCAACUCUUUACUGCAAGCAACAUCCAUAUUUGGUACGCGCAGCACAUCUCAUGGCAGCAAUGUGUCCGAGACAGGCAAUUCAGUUUCUAAUAGCGGUAGCAAUGCUGCGCUGGUAGAUCAGCACAGCCCUAUUAGUUAUAAUGCAAAUGCGAAUACAUCGCAAUCGCACACAAACUCACAAAACUUGACGACAAGUGUUAAUACACUUGAACGUAAUGGAGAAGCACAAAUGUAUGCAACCAAUACCAUAAGUAGCGGUCAUGCUGGUCAUGCUGGUACAGAGUCUAUGGUUAAGAAUGAAUUUCAAUAUUCCAAUGGGGAAGAUGGGAGCGGUCAUACAGCUACAUCUACACCUGCACCUGCACCUCAGCUACCAAAAAAGUCAAACUCGUCGAUAAGCUCAUCGACAUCGGCUGGACCGAAUGCCUGGAGUGGCGAGAAUGUUAUAUCGGGAGCAUGCGCUAGUACACCAUCAUUUGUUGAUACACCACCAACACGUUUAGAUUCUAUAUGGAAUACAUUUGAUGGUACAUAUAUAACGCAUCAAUCGCCGCACAAACAACAGUUAAGGAAUAAUAGCAGCAGUAGCAGUAAUAUGACAAUGAGAAAUGACUAUACUGCAGACGAACCGCCACUACCGUCUCCAUUACUAAGAGUGGUUAGUCCAGGCACUGAGGAACAUAACACUAGUACACGUACACCAUUCCAGAAUGCACCAUCACUUCCUCAUAAAUUCAGUUCCAAUCAUUUUAGUCCAACUAAUAGUGGAGCCUGUGUAAGCUUAGGUUAUGUGAGCAAUGCAAGUCCUCAAUUGCCUGAUUUAGAUACGGGCAAUUCUCCGUUACCUGUUUCACCACACGUGAAUGUGCCACCCCCGCUUACCAAUGAGUAUCGUUCAGUACCGCCGCCAUUGCCACCACGGAGAAAGGAGCGCACUGAGAGUUGUGCAGAUUUAGCACAGAAGAGGCAAGCACCAGAUGCACCAACUUUGCCGCCCCGUGAUGGUGAGCUUAGCCCACCACCGAUUCCUCCCCGACUUCAUCAUUCCAUUGGCACAUAUCCACGUAGUCAAACAAACGAAUUUAAUGGCAGAAGUAAUUUAUUACUACCAAAUACAAGCAGUAUUAUGAUUCGACGUAAUUUGGCCAGUGAGAAGCGUUCGUCUACCGGUGGUGCCGAUAGCGGUGCCGGUGCAGGUGCGUCGAUGAAUACACCAGCCAUGGUGUUGCAUUCAGCAAUUGAGACUACGACAGCAUUGUCGUCAUCCUCUUCUUCUACUUUGACAAGGAAUCCUCCGCCAUGCCCCUCUUAUCCCAUGCCAACAAUUGUUGCAAGCCACCUCAAUGCUGGUGCUCCUGUUUCGGUGUCCACUUUGGAUGAACAAGCCAUAUCACCUGCCCUCAGCUCCUCUACAACGACAUCGCCAAUGACGCCUAUGUCACCAAACUCUCCACACAUUCCAACUGCCGGAGUUCAUACAUCUGAUUUACAUACAACAACAGUUGUUGCACCGUCUUAUCAACGAUAUAAAUCGGCAGCAAUUUCACAAGGUGCAACAGGUGUAUCCAAUGCAGUGAAUCCUUAUGGUGCAGCAGCAAUGGCACAUUAUCAACAACAACAACAACAGCAGCAGCAGCAUCAGCACCAGCAUGAACAACGCUUUGCGCCACCAUUAGUUAGUAGCGCGCUACCAGCGAAUUCGUCUCCAAAUGAUUUACCCAUAACCGAAGGCACCCCAAAACUUCCACCAAAACCUAGUCUUAGUGGAAAUUUUUGCAACUCCUCAGAUAAAGGUACGAUGUUUCCUUACCCAAGUACAAAUCAAGAUUAAUAUUUAUUGCCUGGCGAUGUGAUACGGACGAAGAUUUUUAUCCACUCAGCAAAAUACGUUAUUAUUAUUGUAAAUAUUAAAAUGUAUUAAAUGUAGAAGAUAAAAAUAAAAUAUUAUAGAUUAUUG